This is a messenger RNA of Scutellospora calospora, 590 nucleotides long. NCBI's taxonomy places the organism in Eukaryota, Fungi, Glomeromycota, Glomeromycetes, Diversisporales, Gigasporaceae. The record is from the annotation of a GenBank genome assembly.
AAGUAAGACAACUUAAAAAAAUUAAUUUAACUAAUGCUGAGUGGGAUACUAUUAAAGAUUUUUUUCCUGUAUUAAAACUAUUCACUGAUGCAAUAGAAUUUUUAGGAGGAAGCAAUUAUUCAACAAUUAGUUUUAUAUUUUAUGUAAUUUCAAUUUUAGCUUCUGAUCUUGCAUUAGAUACUGUCAAUAAUUCAGUAAUGAUCAACUUUGAAUUAAGUGCAACUGCAUUUAAUAAUAAUAUUAUUUAUGAGGAUGCAGAUGAGGAAAUAGAUGAGAUAAACAAUGGAACUCAGCGAAUUCGGAUUAAUACACCCAAAAAUUGUGAUAGGCUUAUUAAACGAAUCAAAACUGCUUUAAAUAAAAGCUUGCAUCAUUAUUAUUCAGUUCCUUCUGAAGUUGGCAUGCUAGCAGCAUUGUUGGAUCCCCAGUGUAAAUCACUUAAUUUUAAAAAUAAUCAAGAGAGGUUUUCUACAAUUAUCAAGUUUGCUCGCAAAUACCUUUCUAUUCCUAAAACAUCAACAUCUAGUGAACGUCUUUUUUCAUAUACCAAGAAUAUCAUGUCUUCAAAAUAUACUAAUCUUAAACCACAA